Molecule: messenger RNA, 1292 nt
Organism: Durotheca rogersii
Lineage: Eukaryota; Fungi; Ascomycota; Sordariomycetes; Xylariales; Xylariaceae
Exons: 5
Coding region: 329-1204 (291 amino acids)
Source: RefSeq, a predicted model, not a curated record
GAGAAAAAGCAAGAUGUGAGAUGCAACUACGUAAUGAGGGGUGAGGACGGAGCACGACCGGACCAGAUGCGCCGCCGGCUGCCAGGGGGGGCUCUAGGUACUUCGUAUUUGGGCUUGGGGCUUGGGCUGGUCGACCUGGCCGCGUCUACCUGCGAGGUACCUCUGGGUACGUUCAGCGCUGCACCCAUGUCAGGUCAGGUACCUCUCUCUCUCUCUAGGCAGCCUGGAAGCGUCCCCCUUCACCACCCCUCUACCAUACCAACAACCUGCUUCACCACCCAGCUAUCAUCUCACCCGCUCUACCACUCACACCCACCGCCCACCACCCAUGGGUUUUGUCCCUCUCACCACGGCGGCAUCCCCCCUCCCCCCCCUCUGCUGCCCACCGCAGCUCCUAACAGCCCACUGCUGCGACGCUGAGGGCGACGCCCAGCGCCGGAAGAGGGAUGGCCCCGCGGAUCUCUCCCGCUUUGCCCGUUCGCCCGCCCGCCCCGCCGGCGCAGACUUUCGAAAUCUGGUCUCACCUAGACCCGCCUGGCUCGCAGUCGCCUGGGCUAGCUGCAGGUCCGCUGGCCUGGUUGGGCGCGUUGGGGCCCGGGUACUUACGCAGACCUGUGUCAGCAAUCUGCUGGGUACCGGUGCAGCCGCCAUGGCCACUGACAGACGUUGGUUAGUAACCGGUUCUUCGAGAGCCCGCGCGAUGGAGCGCGCGCAGCGACAUGGACGAAUCUACCCGUACCGGAACCGCCCCGAUACCUACAUAACAGCUGAGCCGACGGCGAGACGAAGAAAUACACCCAAUUCGCGUCUCUAUCCGAUACCCUUCUACGUACACCCAUGCAGACGCCUCGAUCUCGCCCACCCCCCAUCGAGAGAGAGAGGAGCUGCUCCAGCCCAGCCGUACCUCGUCCUGCCCCCAUCCAUACCGAUACCUGCCGCUACAUGCCUCUACCUACAGGCCGUACACGCUUACCAACACCGGCACGCACAUAAUACGCACCCACACAUAUACAUAUAUGCCUACGCAAGUAUAGAUAUAUAUACUUAUAUAUAUACCGGUCCACAUCCGCUUACCGCAUGUGAACGUACGGUUAAUACCCGUGUAUGUGCUGUAGGUGGUAUAGACGUGUGUGCUGCGUGUGCGUGCGUGUGUAUAGUGUGUCUGUGUGAGUGUGAGUGUGUGUGGUGCGUUUGUACGGCGUAAGUAUCUGGUAUCUACCUACCUACCUCUUUACCUACAUAUUUACAUGCCUACAUCCGAUCUCCCAAUCACUUCGCAGAGAGAGAGAACC